Molecule: messenger RNA, 5392 nt
Organism: Caretta caretta (loggerhead turtle)
Lineage: Eukaryota; Metazoa; Chordata; Testudines; Cheloniidae
Gene: DACH1
Product: dachshund family transcription factor 1
Biological process (GO): regulation of transcription by RNA polymerase II
Cellular component (GO): nucleus; transcription regulator complex
Molecular function (GO): DNA-binding transcription factor activity, RNA polymerase II-specific; RNA polymerase II cis-regulatory region sequence-specific DNA binding
Source: RefSeq, a predicted model, not a curated record
GCUAGAGAGCGAGCGAGCAGCGAGCAGCAGCGGCAGCCAGCACUUUUCAGCUCAUUUUCUCUCUGUCAUUCCCCUCUCAAUCUUUGAUCCAUGUACUUGCCAGAGAGAACCGAAGUCCUUCAAACCUCCCCCUUCUCACCUUCAUCUUUAACUUGGUGCUAGAGCAAGGACCACAAAACAAACAACCCUCCCUCCCUUCCCCUCAACCCCAACCCUACCGCCCGCAGCGGACUUCUCCUCAUUCCCCACUUGCGGGACACUUUGUGCGUCUCUCUCUCUCUCUCCCUCACGCUUCCUCCCUUCUCGGCGGCAGCCGGUUUGGUCCCCCCCCCCAUUCUGCCCCCCUCCCCUCUUUUUGUCCGUGCGGCAACUUUUUCCCCCCCCCCCCCCUCGUAUAUGUGACCAUGGCCGUACCGGCUGCUUUGAUCCCUCCGACCCAGCUGGUCCCCCCUCCACCUCCGAUCUCAACUUCUGCCGCCUGCACCACCACCACCACCACCUCGUCGGCCACCUCGUCUCCGUCUCCUUCCAUCGCUCCCCCGCCAGCCUCUUCGGGGACGAACCUAUUCCGGCCGGAGCCCAUCGCAGCCGCGGCGGCGGCGGCGGCGGCGGCCACAGUCACCUCCACCACCAGCAGCGGAGGAGGCGGCGGCGGCGGCGGCGGCGGCAGCAGCAGCAGCAACGGAGGCGUCGGCGGCAACAAUUGCAGCCCCAGCCUGGGCACCGGCACCAGCGGCGGCGCGGGCGGCGGCACCUCCACCCCCAGCGCCGCCAACAGCAGCAGCGGCAGCCUGCCGGGCAAGCCGGUGUACUCGACCCCGUCCCCGGUGGAGAACACCCCCCAGAAUAAUGAGUGCAAGAUGGUGGAUCUGAGGGGGGCCAAGGUGGCCUCUUUCACCGUGGAGGGCUGCGAGCUCAUCUGCCUGCCCCAGGCUUUCGACCUCUUCCUGAAGCACUUGGUCGGGGGCUUGCACACCGUCUACACCAAGCUGAAGCGGCUGGAGAUCACGCCCGUGGUGUGCAACGUGGAGCAGGUCCGGAUCCUGAGGGGGCUGGGGGCCAUCCAGCCCGGCGUGAACCGCUGCAAACUCAUCUCCAGGAAGGAUUUCGAGACGCUCUACAACGACUGCACCAACGCAAGUUCUAGACCUGGAAGGCCUCCUAAGAGGACUCAAAGUGUCACCUCCCCAGAGAAUUCUCAUAUCAUGCCACACUCUGUCCCAGGUCUAAUGUCUCCUGGAAUCAUCCCGCCAACAGGUUUGGGAUGUCUUCUUGCCAGCACAGUGGGCUGUUCUCCUGAGCAUCUUGCUAGAGAAGGUCUGACAGCAGCAGCUGCAGCAGCAGCAGCUGCUACCAAUGCAGCCAUAGCAGAAGCAAUGAAAGUGAAAAAAAUCAAAUUAGAAGCUAUGUCCAACUAUCAUGCCAGUAAUAACCAACAUGGAGCAGAAUCUGAAAAUGGAGAUCUGAAUUCAAGUGUUGGCAGCAGUGAUGGUUCUUGGGAUAAAGAAAAACUUCAGUCUCCCCUCACCCAAGGAUCACAGGUGUCUGUUAACCAUCCCAGCUUGCCUGGACAGCAUAACCUUCCAGUUAGCCAUCCUCUCAACCCUCUUCAACAGAACCACCUUCUGCCAAAUGGCCUGGAACUUCCUUUUAUGAUGAUGCCCCACCCAUUAAUUCCUGUCAGCCUACCUCCAGCAUCUGUCACAAUGGCCAUGAGUCAGAUGAACCACCUUAGUACCAUUGCAAAUAUGGCAGCAGCAGCACAAGUACAGAGUCCCCCAUCCAGAGUCGAGACAUCUGUUAUUAAGGAACGUGUUCCAGACAGCCCUUCUCCUGCUCCUUCCCUUGAAGAAGGUCGAAGACCUGGCAGCCAUCCAUCAUCUCAUCGAAGCAGCAGUGUGUCCAGCUCACCUGCACGGACUGAGAGCUCAUCAGACAGAAUCCCAGCUGUACAUCAGAAUGGGCUAUCCAUGAAUCAGAUGCUUAUGGGUUUAUCACCUAAUAUCCUACCUGGCCCGAAAGAAGGUGAUCUGGCUGGUCAUGAGGUUGGACAUGAGACUAAAAGAAUACAUAUUGAGAAAGAUGAGACCCCGCUCUCCACACCAACCGCAAGAGACAGCCUUGACAAACUUUCUCUAACUGGGCAUGGGCAACCACUACCUCCAGGUUUUCCAUCUCCUUUUCUGUUCCCUGAUGGAUUGUCCUCCAUAGAGACCCUUCUGACUAACAUCCAGGGCCUAUUAAAGGUUGCGAUAGACAAUGCCAGAGCUCAAGAGAAACAGGUCCAGAUGGAAAAGACGGAGCUGAAGAUGGAGUUGUUCAGGGAACGAGAACUGAGGGAAACUCUGGAAAAACAGCUGGCUGUGGAACAGAAGAACAGAGCAAUAAUUCAGAAAAGGUUAAAGAAAGAAAAGAAGGCAAAGAGGAAAUUGCAGGAAGCGCUUGAAUUUGAGACUAAGCGGCGGGAACAAGCAGAACAGACAUUGAAACAGGCAACUUCAACAGACAGUCUCAGGGCCCUAAAUGACUCUCUGACCCCAGAGAUAGAAGCUGACCGCAGCGGGGGCAGAACAGAUGCUGAAAGGACAAUACAAGGUUCACUAGAUGCCUAUGCCUAGCUCCCAACCAGGUCUCCCAAGACCCCCUCAUCCCACACAAAAAGAUGGAAGACUUUAUUUGAAAACUACCGUCAUGUACUGAAUUUUUCCUGCAGAAGCGAUUUGUGCUACGGUAAAGAACUUUGCAGAAAGACGUUCACUAUUUGGAAGUUCUACAAAAACAAAGUGUUUUCAAGGCAACUUCCUUAACUUUGUGUAUCAAUGUUCUUCAAAAGUUUAAAGCAUUCUGCAAGAGUGUUCUCCAUUGGUUAUCACCUGUGGCUCAAGCCAGAGACCUAGAGAAUGUUUGUAAAUGUACAAGUUUCACUCUUCUUACAGUCAAAAACUGCAGCUUUGCUAUUGGACCCUUGUAUACAAAGUUACAGACCAGUCAGAACAAGGCCUAGCAUUCCCUUUUUAAUGGAAUGAAAACUCUGUCCUCCUCUGAUGAUUCUGUAUUUGAGCACAUCAAACAAUCCUUCCAGCAGUAUCCACCUACACUUACAGACUGUUUUGUCAUACCUAAACCAGCAAGUCAGCUCAGAAGUAAACUUGUAUGGGGGCAUAAGAGGAUUCCGACAAAAAAAGGAAAAGGAAAAAAAAAACUGUUAUAUUCAAUUUUCAAACUCUGUGAACGUGGGUUUUCUUCUAAAGACUUUUUUUCCACAUGCUUUCCAGGAGACCAACACAUGGAUGCUAGACCACAUGAAGUAAAAUGAAAUUUUGUCUAAGAGAAAAGAAAUGCUGAAUGUAAGCAAAACUGUUUCACUGUUCUCUUUUCCUAAAAUAAACAUAAAAAAAAAUAAAACGAGUAAUAAUUUCUCAUUCUAAACUGGCAGGGGUUUAUGGGGAAAAAAAGACUUUGAUUCUUAUUCAAACUGUUGGUCACGUGUACAGUAUAUAAACACAAACCACACCAGGAAGGUAUUAUGUAUGCAGUAGAAUACUAGCGUUUAGGAAAAUGAACAUUUUAGAUAAUGUUUUGUCACCCUGUUUGUCAGAAAGACGCCUUUCUAGUUUUAACGCAUGCAGGCAUGUAAAUAUUUGUCCUGGAGUCACAGUAUUAAUGAAUGAGAUCUUAAGCAUCUGGUAAUGAAUCAGAAUUCCGUAUCAGCCACUUUUAUUUGUAUAUUGAUCCCUGGUUAGUGCCCUGAAACAGCACAUUUAAGAAUGGACUGUGGCUGAGCAGUGAGUCAAAACGUCAGAAAUAUUUUUAUAUGUUAAUGUCAUAUUACGUCAAUGUUGCUAAAAAGAAAACCUAACAAACACUUGAUGUAUCAGUCCAAUACCACGUAGAGCUGAGUGAUACAGUUGAAGUCUAUUGUUCUUCCCUCACCUUAUCUUAGGGAAGGGUGGUUAUGUGUUAUUUUCACUGUCUUUAUGAAAGCUACAAUGUGUUUUCACCUUUGUGCUGAUAACUGGAAGUAAGCUGCAACACACUGCUUAUUACAUACUUACAUUACGUUCCUUGCUUUGCAUAAUUUUAAGUUACCCCUUUAAAGACUGAUUUUGUGAAUCAGCAUUGUUACUGUAAGUUUUGUGAUUAUGCUUUCUUCAUCUGUCAUACUGUAUGCAUAUAAAAUGUUAUUUAUUAUAUGGAAACAUAUCAGAAACUUAAAUGUCUAAGAUGCCUAACUUAAGAAAAUUCUCCUUUACAAAAUAGUUCUGAUUGGAUAUUAUUUUAUCAAAGUAAAAAAAAAAAUCUAAAGAUUUGUAAACUCUAGCUCUGUGCUUCGAUGGUUUGUAGGUCUUUCCUUGCCAUGCUGAUACACUCUUAUUUAGGCCACCACAAUCCUUUUCUAACAAUAGAAAAGUUGUAUAUACAAGUUCACAUCAUGGUAAUUUUUUAAAAGAAAUAUCGAGCAAUAUUUUUCGUUAAAUAUUGUUACCAAAUACUUUAUAGCAACAUUGUUUUUUAAUCAUGAUUCUUUCAUAGUUGCUUGAACACUUCAGAGAUUCUGUACACCACUUUUUUCAUAUGCAGUCUUUAAAGGGUUAACAGAUGUAAAUUUUGAUGGACUGUGGCAAGCUUUAGAAUCAUUCAUAUCUGAAAAAGAAUUAAAGCCGACAACUGAAAUAUGUAGUAGCAUCUGCCAUUGCUCUGCUCCUUGCAUAGAGUCACCUGUAAGUCAGUUUAAUAGUUUUACAGUAUAUACUUUCAAGACCUUUAGGAAUGCCUCAGUGUUUGGCUUGGUACAUAAAUGGAAAUGUUAAGGAUUAAGGGGGAAACAAUUUAUAAGAUGGAUAUUAAGAGCUUAAUAAAAUGGUGUAAAUAUUACAAUUCAUGAAAUGUUAACUGUCAGUUGAACUUUUGCCCCUCUUCAGUUACACAAGUUUUGGGUUGCUGGGAUUUUUCUUUGUUUGUUUUGUUUUUUCUUUGUUUGUUUGUUUGUUUUUGCAUAGAUUAUGAUGAAAAAGUGUGCUCAUGGUAUUGUUUAUAUGCUUUUGAAAUCUUAAAGAUAUUAAUGUCUAGUUGUUCUAUAUUAUAACCACAUUUGCGCUCUAUGCAAGCCCUUGGAACAGAACAUUCUCAUCUUCAUGUAGGACCUAUGAAAAUUGUCUAUUUUUAUCUAUAUAUUUAAAGUUUUCUAAAAAUGAUAAAAGGUUAUUACGAAUUUUGUUGUACAAAAUCUGUACAAAAAUCUGUUUUUACAUCAUAAUGCAAGAAUUGGAAAUUUUUCUAUGGUAGCCUAGUUAUUUGAGCCUGGUUUCAAUGUGAGAACCACGUUUACUGUUAUUGUAUUUAAUUUUCUUUUUCUUUUCAACAAUCUGCUAAUAAAACUGUCUGAAAUCUC